GAAAAGUGCAUGACGUGGCUGAAAUCUGAUGGCUUAUCUGGUCUUCGUUGAAACGGAACGUAUAUAAACGACGACAGAUUUAACGGAGGAGGGAAAAAACGUCGGUCACCGAGUAAACACCACAAUACUCUCUCUCUCAUCUGAUUGUUUUGAUCUAAAAAAAUGGCGGAGAAAGAUGCGACGGCGAGAAGCGACGGUGGCGAUGGCGGUGCGAUUAGGGUUAGCGGAAUGCAGUUUUCGUACGAAGCCCAAGAUCCUAUAUUCUUCGAUUUCAACCUCGAUCUCCCCGCCGGAUCUCGUUGCCUCUUGGUCGGUGCCAAUGGAUCUGGCAAGACCACUUUAUUGAAGAUUUUGGCGGGAAAGCAUAUGGUUGGAGGGAAGAACGUAGUGCAAGUGCUGGAUCGAUCAGCUUUUCAUGAUACACAGCUUGUUUGUAGUGGUGACUUGUCUUACCUCGGAGGUUCAUGGAGUAAAACAGCUGGUUCUGCUGGUGAGAUUCCUCUUCAGGGAGACUUCUCAGCAGAGCAUAUGAUAUUUGGAGUUGAAGGAAUUGAUCCUGAGAGAAGAGAGAAGUUGAUUGAUCUUCUUGAUAUCAAUCUUCAAUGGCGUAUGCACAAGGUUUCUGAUGGGCAGAGACGCCGAGUGCAGAUAUGCAUGGGUCUUUUACAUCCUUUCAAGGUGUUGUUACUGGACGAGGUUACUGUUGACCUCGACGUUGUUGCUAGGAUGGAUUUGUUGGAAUUCUUCAAAGAAGAGUGUGAACAAAGAGGAGCAACGAUUGUAUACGCAACUCAUAUCUUCGACGGACUAGAGACAUGGGCUAGUCAUCUUGCGUAUAUUCAUGCCGGAGAGCUGAAACUCUCGGCGAAGCUGAACGAGAUCAAGGAUCUGAAAACUUCACCAAAUCUGCUCUCUGUGGUUGAAUCUUGGCUUCGGUCUGAAACCAAAGUCGAGAAGAAGACCAAGAAGAAACCUGUUGUUACUUCUCCAUUUAUGUCGUCUAGACAAAUGGCUUAUUACCGGUGAAUCGUAACUUCUGUCAGAGGUCAUUAUCAAAGACCGGCAAGAAUAAGACCACUUCACAUUUGCCUUUGUUUUUUUUCCCUUUAUUUAUUUUGUAGAUUUCGCCAAUUUUAUGACAUUUAAAAAGAAAUCUGUCAAGUUAACGUUUCAUAAUUAAAUUAAAAAUAUUUCCUUUUUAUUAUUAUGCCAAUCUUUUUGAGAGUA
Messenger RNA from Thlaspi arvense, 1227 nucleotides. Lineage: Eukaryota; Viridiplantae; Streptophyta; Magnoliopsida; Brassicales; Brassicaceae. The record is from the annotation of a GenBank genome assembly.